CUCCCCCUUCCGUUUCUAUUUGUGAAGGGAGGAGGAAGGCAGAGGCGGGCUGGUGUCUCUGGCCGGGGACUGGAAUUUCAUCUGAAUGACUGCCCCAGCGCGCACGCAGCGCCCCGGAGUCGGCCCGCCCGCGCCCUGCUACCCGCAGCCGGCCGGCCAGCUGGGGGACGCCCGCGCCACGGCCCGGGGAUCGCGGGCGCGCCUCGCUCGCCGGCUCCGGCUCCAGCCAGCCUCGGCGCGGCCGAACUAGCUUCCCGUGCCCCUCGGACCUCGACCGGGAUCCGGGCGAGGAAGGCGCGGCUCGCACCGGCCAGAAGGGAGCUACUGUCGCCGCCGAAGGAAGAGCGCGGCUCCCUGGCUCCGUGCGCCGCGGGGCGCGCCCCGAUGUCAGCCGCGGGGCCGAGCGCAGGCCGCGGGCCGCCGCUGCCCUAGCCGCGCCGACGGGGAGGCGGCCUGUUAUAUGGAAUUUGGACCACCGCGCUCCCCUCCAGGGCUGGUGCCCCGGCCGCGGCCCUGGCGCAGCCCGCCGCCUCCCGCUAGCCACUCGCCAGGAGGAGGAGACGCAGCCGGCGGCGCGCGCGGCGCGAGGACCCAGGCUCCCUCCUCUGGGGGGCGGGCACGCGGAAGGCGCUGGUGACUGAGCGACUGGCGCGGCCGGCGGGGACCGGAGCUCCGGGCUCGGUGGGUCCCCGGCUGUAGCAGACGGAUCCCCGGGGCUGGGGAGUUAAGAGAGCUCUCCCCGGGUCCCCCCUGCCCGCAGCCGCCAUGGCGGAGAACUGGAAGAACUGCUUCGAGGAGGAGCUCAUCUGCCCCAUCUGCCUGCACGUUUUCGUGGAACCGGUGCAGCUGCCGUGCAAACAUAACUUCUGCCGGGGCUGCAUUGGCGAGGCUUGGGCCAAGGACAGUGGCCUUGUGCGCUGCCCGGAGUGCAACCAGGCCUACAAUCAGAAGCCGGGCUUGGAGAAGAACCUGAAGCUCACCAACAUCGUGGAGAAGUUCAACGCCCUGCACGUGGAGAAGCCGCCGACGGCGCUGCACUGCGUGUUCUGUCGCCGCGGCCCCCCGCUGCCGGCACAGAAGGUCUGCCUGCGCUGCGAGGCUCCCUGCUGCCAGUCUCACGUGCAGACGCACCUGCAGCAGCCCUCCACCGCCCGCGGGCACCUCCUGGUGGAGGCGGACGACGUGCGGGCCUGGAGCUGCCCGCAGCACAACGCCUACCGCCUGUACCACUGCGAGGCCGAGCAGGUGGCGGUGUGCCAGUACUGCUGCUACUACAGCGGCGCGCAUCAGGGACACUCGGUGUGUGACGUGGAGAUACGGAGGAAUGAGAUACGGAAGAUGCUGAUGAAGCAGCAGGAGCGGCUGGAGGAGAGAGAGCAGGACAUUGAGGACCAGCUGUACAAGCUCGAGUCAGACAAGCGCCUGGUGGAGGAGAAAGUGAGCCAGCUGAAGGAGGAGGUGCGGCUGCAGUACGAAAAGCUGCACCAGCUGCUGGAUGAGGACCUGCGGCAAACGGUGGAGGUCCUGGACAAGGCACAAGCCAAGUUCUGCAGCGAGAACGCGGCGCAGGCGCUGCACCUUGGGGAGCGCAUGCAGGAGGCCAAGAAGCUGCUAGGCUCUCUGCAGCUUCUCUUCGAUAAGACGGAGGACGUCAGCUUCAUGAAGAACACCAAGUCUGUGAAAAUCCUAAUGGACAGGACCCAGACCUGCACGGGCAGCAGCCUUUCUCCCCCUAAGAUCGGCCACCUGAACUCCAAGCUCUUCCUGAAUGAGGUGGCCAAGAAGGAGAAACAGUUGCGGAAGAUGCUAGAAGGUCCCUUUAGCACGCCGGUGCCCUUCCUACAGAGCGUCCCCCUGUACCCUUGUGGUGUGAACAGCUCUGGGGCAGAAAAGCGCAAGCACUCGACAGCCUUCCCAGAGGCUAGCUUCCUGGAGACCUCAUCAGGCCCAGUGGGCGGCCAGUACGGGGCCGCAGGCACAGCCAGCAACGAGGGGCAGUCUGGGCAGCCCCUGGGGCCCUGCAGCUCCACGCAGCACUUGGUUGCCCUGCCAGGUGGUGCCCAGCCAGUCCACUCGAGUCCCGUGUUUCCCCCUUCGCAGUACCCCAACGGCUCUGCCGCCCAGCAGCCUAUGCUUCCCCAGUAUGGCGGCCGCAAGAUUCUCGUCUGUUCUGUGGACAACUGUUAUUGUUCUUCCGUGGCCAACCACGGUGGCCACCAGCCGUAUCCCCGAUCCGGCCACUUCCCCUGGACAGUGCCCUCGCAGGAGUACUCACACCCACUUCCACCCACACCCUCCGUCCCUCAGUCCCUUCCUGGCCUGGCAGUCAGAGACUGGCUCGACGCUUCUCAGCAGCCUGGCCACCAGGAUUUCUACAGGGUGUAUGGGCAGCCAUCCACCAAACACUAUGUGACAAGCUAACGCCAAGCAGGCAGUGGACGCUGGGGACCCUUCCCCCAGCCCCGGUGGCUCGGGAAUUAUGCAUUCAGAGACCGGCCCUUCCCCCCCUCCUCUUUUCUUCUCCAUUCCUCCACGUCAUUUCUUUUUGGAUUAUGUUUUAUUUAGGGUCCUGUUUUGAUUUUUUUUUUUUAAUUAUGCAUCUCCUCGAUGAAGAGGUGAUGGUGGGAAGUGGCCUGGGCAGGGGCUGCAGGUAGCCCUGGAGUUAGGACAAUAUCUUAACUCAAGGCACUGGGCUCUCUUUCCUUUUUGAAAAAAUCCUACCCCCUUCCCUUCACACCCCCAUGGCUGGAAGAAGCCUAGGGUGACAGCUCUCCUUGCUUACCCUGGGAGGCGGCCCAGCACCCACUGGCCCAUUUCUCUUCCCUUCACUCUUUCUUCCUGGCAGUUUGAUCACUGGUGGAGUAAAGAAUGACCUACAGAUUGUGGAGGGUUUUAUUUGUUUUGUUUUUUAAUUUUUUUUUUUAAACCAAGAAUGAUUUCUAUUCAACAUCUUCCCAGCGGGAGUUCAAGGCCACAUCUCAAGCAGCCUUUGGCACCUUCAUGCCUGAGUGGAAUCUUUCAAAGCCAGGAGCCCCAUGUCCAGGAAAAGCGGGAAAAAAGAACUUUGCCAAUGAUAGUGACCACAGUGAAAGCAAAUAAUAAUAAUAUUAAUAAUAAUAAAGAGAAAUAAAAGAAAUAAUGAAUAAAAACAAGAGCACAGCCCUUGUGGAGGUCAGUGGGGGAGGGGCUGCCUAGAUGAGGUCCUCACCCGGAUCUUGGCAGAGCAGCUUCCUACAGUGAGCACUUUAUCCCAGUUGUGGACUUCCUGUCCAGAGCACACACACUGAAAUCCAGUCUUCUAAUAAACAUGAUGGCGCAGUGCA
Mastomys coucha (southern multimammate mouse) is the source of this 3323-nucleotide messenger RNA. It is a transcript of the gene Trim8, whose product is annotated as tripartite motif containing 8. The record is from RefSeq and is a predicted model, not a curated record. The coding region runs from base 766 to 2421 and encodes 551 amino acids. The transcript has 6 exons. Lineage: Eukaryota; Metazoa; Chordata; Mammalia; Rodentia; Muridae.